Messenger RNA from Neoarius graeffei (lesser salmon catfish), 8047 nucleotides. RefSeq names its product peroxisome proliferator-activated receptor alpha b (gene pparab). The transcript is spliced from 8 exons. Gene Ontology annotation, biological process: negative regulation of inflammatory response; hormone-mediated signaling pathway; positive regulation of transcription by RNA polymerase II. The coding region runs from base 230 to 1630 and encodes 466 amino acids. Lineage: Eukaryota; Metazoa; Chordata; Actinopteri; Siluriformes; Ariidae. Gene Ontology annotation, cellular component: nucleus. Gene Ontology annotation, molecular function: nuclear receptor activity; RNA polymerase II cis-regulatory region sequence-specific DNA binding; zinc ion binding. The record is from RefSeq and is a predicted model, not a curated record.
CGGCAGUUUGGUCGGGGCGCUGUGCAGGCGGCAGGGAGAGUGGAGGAGAGUUUGACAGCGACGGACAAACAAGGACGCGUGGAAGGAGACACACGUUUCCCUUGUUCUCUGUUCCUCUGUCUGCACGGAGCCCUUGUCUUCUCUUGCCUGCCGAAAACUCCCGCCAUAUGGACGCGACACGACUCCAGGCUGAUGUGUGAGUUGGCCUCAGACCCAGUCCACCAUCGACAUGGUAGACAUGGAGAGCCCCUACAGUCCUCCGUCUCCCCUGGAGGACACUGUGCUGAACAGCCCGCUUUACAGGGACUUGGUGGCUGUGGGAGACCUGCAAGACAUUUCAGAGUCCAUCAAUGAAGAAGCACUCAGCAACCUAGACGUGUCUGAAUACCACUCAUCCAGCCUGUGCUCCAGCUCCGAGAGCUCCAUGGUACCAGAUGCUCUGACCCCGGCCUCGAGUCCAUCUUCAGUUGCGUGUGGGGCCGUAACAGGACAGGAGGAGUUCACAUCUGCUUCUCUAAACCUGGAGUGUCGCGUGUGUGCAGACCGAGCCUCAGGAUAUCACUACGGCGUCCACGCCUGUGAGGGUUGCAAGGGCUUCUUCAGGCGCACGAUCCGCCUCAAGCUAGAAUACGACAAGUGUGAACGCCACUGCAAAAUCCAAAAGAAGAACCGAAACAAGUGCCAAUACUGCCGCUUUCAAAAGUGCCUAGCUGUGGGCAUGUCCCACAAUGCCAUCCGCUUUGGCCGGAUGCCCCAGUCCGAGAAACUGAAGCUGAAGGCAGAGAUACUAACUGGGGAGAAGGAAGUGGAAAAUCCUCAGUUAGCUGAUCAGAAAACUCUGGCCAAGCAAAUCUACGAAGCUUAUCUGAAGAACUUCAGCAUGAACAAAUCUAAAGCACGGACCAUCCUGACUGGCAAAACAAACACACCGCCCUUUGUAAUCCAUGACAUGGAGACUCUGCAUCUGGCUGAGCAGACUCUGGUGGCAAAGAUGGUUAGUACUGCAGGUGGACUGCUUGAUAAGGAUGCAGAAGUGCGGAUCUUCCACUGCUGCCAGUACACGUCAGUGGAGACAGUCACAGAGCUCACUGAAUUUGCCAAGUCUGUUCCAGGCUUCUGCAACCUGGACCUGAAUGACCAGGUAACACUGUUAAAGUAUGGUGUGUAUGAGGCACUCUUUGCCAUGCUGGCCUCUUGCAUGAAUAAAGAUGGCUUGCUGGUUGCCUAUGGCAGUGGCUUCAUCACAAGAGAGUUCCUCAAGAGCCUGCGGCGACCCAUUAGUGACAUGAUGGAGCCUAAGUUCCAGUUCGCCAUGAAGUUCAAUGCACUGGGGCUGGAUGACAGUGACCUGGCCCUGUUUGUGGCAGCCAUCAUCUGCUGUGGGGAUCGUCCAGGCCUGAUGAAUGUCCCGUACAUCGAGCGGAUGCAGGAGAGCAUCGUCCAUGUGCUGCAGCUCCACCUACAGAAUAACCACCCAGACAAUACCUUCCUCUUCCCUAAACUGCUGCAGAAACUAGCUGACUUGCGUCAGCUCGUCACGGAGCAUGCCCAAUUAGUGCAGGAGAUAAAGAAAACUGAGGACGCAUCACUACAUCCUCUGCUCCAGGAAAUCUACAGAGACAUGUACUAAGGGAGACUCGUGUGCUAAUAAAUUGUAUGGGGUGUGGUGAAGGCGCAAGAGAACAAUGGAGCGGGUUUCGUCCUAAACCUUUUCUAACAAUUGAGGGCGAGGGCUUGUCUGACAACUCGGACAUUCAUUUGUUCCUAAAAAAAUGAGGAAAUGCUCUCAGGGGCCUCUGGAAUCUGUCCUUGUUAAAGAUUGAAGGGCUGCCAAUAAACCACUAUGCACAGGAGACAGUGGUGUCUAGAAAGUAAAUGCCAGCCAACUGUACAGGGAUGGAAAUCAGGUAGAGGGGUUUUCUUUAGAAAGGACCAGGGUCAGGACGGUCCUAAUUCACACUGCACUAAAUUUUCAUUGUACUUUUCUGCCUCGUGGUUUAUUAUACUUUCUAAAAAUGUAUACUAAUCAUCAUGAACUCCCGCAUGGGCUGAAGACUGUGAAAACAAGCAUACAAAUCAGAUUUGUUGAUACAGCAAUAUGCCUUUUAAACAGAAAUAAGGGUGCAUUUGCAUGACAGACUUGGUGAAGGCUUUGUACAUCCAAAACAUGCAGAAUGGUUGGUUGUUCAGCAAGAAUAGGAAGAUCUGCAUGAAAUCUGUAUUACGUACAGUAAAUGAGCACAAGCUAGUGAUACUAAGAGCAAGAAUUACACCACUAACAUCCAAGUGGGUUCAGUUCAGGUUAAGAGAAAAGAAACUACAGGGCUUGUAAAUGUGUUCUAUAAAGUCACAACAAGUGCGCCAAUUCAUGAUUAUUAUACACACAACAGUCAAAUGACUGUUCAUAAUCUUAAAAUAUUUGUGUCAUGAACGUUAGUAUUUUUUCCUGGAAUUGUAUGAAUCGGGCUGCUCAGUAAGAGUAAGGGUCAUGAGUUAGGGUCAGUUUGUGCCUCUGUUUUCUAAAUGUAAUAGAAAGGAUAAAGCUGAUACUGUGUCAGAAGUAUUACUAAGAUGUUUUAUUAUGCUGCCUCUGAUAUAUUUCCAAGGCGGUUUUAUUAACACCUGGUUAGUUUGCUUGGGUCCAAAAUCGUUUGCCAGAUGUUGGCUCAGUGUUUGUCAUUGCAUCAAUGACAGCCAGAUACUGAUCAUGGCACGCAGUGAAGCAAAAAUGUUACUACACUCCGUUUUGUAAGCUAGACUUGCUAUUUCACGAGUUGCUACAUUUUGCUAAAAAAAAAAAAAGAAAGAAAAGAAAAAAGAAAUUCAAAAAUGAUGACUGCGUCUGGCAGGUUGCGUUUUCAUUAGUAGCAAAACCACCUCAGCUCUUAAUAAAUUAGUGAUCACCCUUAGACUCUGCUACCUUUCCUUGGUCCACAUCUGGAUGGAACAUGUGUAACAUUAUUUGUCUUGGGCUUUUUUGUGCAGGUAUCCCAGCUUUUCACUGUUCUCAAGCAGCUACACAUCUGUCCCGUUUCCAAGAGAUGCUCUGCACCACAAAAUCCAGUACAAGCAUAUGUAUACUAAUAUCUUGAAACAAAACUCAUGUUAGCCUUUUUCCAGAUUUUACAGCUUGCAUUUCUGGCAUAAAGGUAGAACUUGAAGCUUAAUAAAGCAGGUCUUUUAGGGGUAUGGGUUGUUUGGGUUGUUGCAAGUUCUUAUUGCAGGAUCUUAUUUCUUUUUGGUGAAAUCUAGUGUCCUCCCUCCGUUUAGCCACAUGAUCUCCUCUGUAUUAGUGAAAGGGUUCUUGGGGCAUUGUGAAAUUCUUCCUGAAGGAAGGUUGAGGAUUUGAGUCGCUACAAUCUUGCCCACAGAAUCCUGAAUCUUGAAAUAGCUGGCUGGGGCAAGUCAAUGUUUUAAAUGAAUGAAAACACAAAACAGCCAAACUACGUUUAGAACAUGAAACGUGAAAGUUAUAGAAUGCUGAAAAUGCAUACUACUGAAACAUAUGUUUAAGUUUUGGUGAUGUUUUGUACCAUAAGGAAUCUUUGAUGGAUGUAUUUAUCAAGAAGACUUUUGGCAGAUCAGAAAAUGCCAAAUUUUUAAUAAAUAUUUUUGUGGUUGUUUGCUUAAUUAAUUAAUAAAUUAAUAGGUCUGGAGUGUUGAAACACUGUGACCAAAAGUUUGUGGAAACCUGCCCGUUACACCCAUACGUACUUGUUGAACAGCCCAUUCCAGAUUUAUUCCCCCUUUGCUGUUAUUAUGUCUACUCUUCUGAGAAGUCUUUCCACUAGAUUUUGGAGCAUGGCUGUGGGGAUUUGUGCUCAUUCAACCAUAAGAGCUUUAGUGAGGUCAGGCACUGAUGUUGGGUGAGGAGAACUGUGGUGCAUUCAAAUUCAUCCCAAAGGUGUUCAGUGGGGUUGAGGUCAGGGCUCUGUGCAGGACACUCAGGUUCUUCCACUCCAACCUUAGCAAACCAUGUCUUCAUGGAUGUCACUUUGUGCACAGGGGCAUUGUCAUGCUGGAACAGGUUUGGGCCUCUUAGUUCCAGUUAAGGGAAAUUUUAAUGCUUCAGCAUACAAAGGCAUUCUAUACAAUUGUGUGCUUUCAACUUUGUCGCAAAGUAGAGUAGAGUAAACUUUAUUGUCCCCUAAGGGAAAUUUGUCUUGGGCAUAGUGCUACAGUACAUUUCAUUGCUUCACAAAACAAGAUAAAAACACCAUCACAGGAAAACAUCAUUACAAGAACAGUUCUGUCACAUAAAACAAACAUGGACUACAUUUGACAAUGGCAGUACAAAAACGUUAGGCAAUUUAAAGUGAAGAAAAAGUGCUAGUGCUGAAGUGCCUGUGUGUUCAUUGCACGUUGCCCUAUUGCACUAGUUUUUAACAUUGUUCAACAGCUUAAUGGAGGCUGGAACAAAUGAUAAUUUGAGGCGGUUUGUCCUGCACUUUGGCAUUCGGAAUCUUCUUCCUGAUGGGAGAAGUUAAUUUUCAGAGGACAGUGGAUGAGUGGAAUCUGAAGAGAUUUUUGUUGCUUGUUUCAUGACUGACUGGUUGUACAAAUUCUCUAUGGACUCAUAUUGUUUCAUACCAGUUAUCUUCAUUGCUGUUUUGUGCAUGCUAGCCAACCUGUUUUUCAGUUGUACUGUUAGGUUACCAAACCAGGCUGUGAUUCCAUAUCUCAUGAGGCUCUCUAAGAUAGCUUUAUAGAAAAUUAGCAUGAUCUGGUUGCUAACACCAUACAGCCUCAGUCAUCUCAAAAAAUACAGUCUCUGCUGCAGUUUGUUGCACAAGUUGUCAAUAUGUGAUUUCCAGCAGAGAAGGUUAUCUAUAUGGACCCCUACGUAUUUGUAUGUGGCCACCUGAUUGAUUGAUAGUCUGGUCUUUAAUGACCACUGGCUCGUGUGUAGUCACUUGCCUUGGGUCAAGAACCAUCUCUUGUGUUUUUGCCACGUUUAAAAUCAGAUGGUUUUUGUCACACCACUUAAUGAAGGUGUUGAUCUCAUUGUGGUAUACAAAAGAGUCCAUGUCCUUAUGCAGAAGACUCACAAUUGCUGUGUCAUCUGUAAAUUUAAAAACGAAAUUAUUGGGAUGGACUUUCCUGCAGUCGUUGGUGUACAAUGUAAAAAGUAUUGGUGAAAGUACACAAGUUUGACGAAGAAGCACAUGCGCAUGUGUGAUGGUCGAGUGUCCACAAACUUUUGGCCAUAUGGUGUAGGUUGGGAAAUGGGUGGAAUAUAUGGUAGACGCUCUUUAAUUAAAUUUGUUUAUAGCUAAAUUUUAUUUAUUUAAUUUACAAUACAACGAGUAUGCAAUAGGAUGGAAGGAACAUGUUCAGUUGAUUUGGUUUAAAUGAGAUUUUAAAGUUUUAUAAGCUACAAUCUAUAUUGAAUAGCCUACAUGUGUGUCUGAAUCAGUUUGAGAAAACAGAAUGGGUCAGAGACAUCGAUAACUGCUUGAGACAAAUAAGUCAUGAAUACUUUAGAAAUUGUAAUAUGGCAAGAUAAUUGUUGUGCUAUUAAUAUUUCCAUGAUGCAGUAUCAGUAUGCAGCUAAGCCAGUGCUGUUGUGUUAAUUCCUCCUGCCUUUUUUCAGUAUGAACAUUUGCUUUUGGCAUGGACCUGGAUUAUACAUGCUUAUACUUGGUGCUUUUGAAUGUAGGCCUCCAUAUAUGUGAAAUAUUAAAUUCCUUGAGAGAUUAAUUUUCACCUACUUCAGGUGUCCCCUCAAUAGGGUGCAUCAGUUGUCCCCUAAAAAUGAAAAGUUCCUCCGAUCAUGAUGCAUUUUUGUUUUUAUGUUCCUUUUGGUAAGAAAACACACUGGGUGAAAUAUUUUGACAAAAUUCAAAAGUUUAAUGGUGGCACCAGGAGCUCAAAGUUAUGGAAAAAGCUGCUAUUUUAUGACUUUUAUGACAAAAUUUCAAUCACUUUUCAUGAAACAUUAUGGCACCUUAUAGAGUAUACCAAAUAUCUUAGAUACACAUUUUUAGUACAUAUUCUAAAUAUAUUAUCAAGCACAGUUUGAGUUUUAGCUGUUCAUUGAAUCAUUGUUCAACUACUUUUAAACAGUACAAAUGUAUUAUGAAUCACAUUAAUGCUUCUCAAUCCCUUGCAAAGGUUCUUAACAUGAUCUCUGGGUCACAAGAAAUCAAUAAAUGGAGUCCAACAUUGUGAUUCAAACCUUACGCGAAAACAUAAAAUAAGCGUUUUUUGGCAAAAAAUGAACCUCAUGGUGCCACCAUUACACUUUUGAAUAUGGUCAAAAAAUUUUACAGGAUGUCUUUAUUGGUGAAAAGGAACACCCAAACAAAAAUGCAUCAGAUUUUAUGAAAGUGAGGGCAACUGAUGCACCUUACCCCUCACACAUGAUACUCGGGUAUCAGGUAUUCAACUGUACCUUUAUAUUGUGUUUAUAGCACAUGAUUAGCAUGUAAACGGUCUUAACCACACAGGGGGGAAAAAAAAGAAAAAUCACUGAUGCAUAGCAAACCUUUAGACUAAUCCUUCAAGCUGGAUCUGAAAGCGUUGUCAGAAACGGACAGCUCUACAUUUGCAUUUAUGUUCACAAAUGCAGUCAUGGUGGCCAUAUUUCCUUUUAAAGGGACCUAAAUGCACUUUUUAACUUUUAUAUCAUAUGAUAAGUAUUUUGAAAUUGCAUUCGUAUCACCAACAUGGGUAGUGUGAGCACCAUAUUCAUUUGUAGUUGUUUUUAAUGGUGUAAUAUUUUUAUACUAAAUCAAGACUCUCUUUAUAUAUAAAAACAUUGUACAAUAAUUGGGAUUUAGUCAGAGUGGAAUUUAAAAUUAUGGAAUGGUUAGCAGAGUGUGCUGUCGCAAAGAGAAAUAUCUAUUUGAACAUGCUUAAUUCCCAGUCUUCUUUCUGUUUGUGCCACAGCACUGAGGAGAUUUACCCAUUUACCCAGGAAUGUAAAAAGUCUAUAGGUUUCGGAGUGUAUGAAUUCUUAGCCCAUGAGUUUAGUCUCAGGUAGAACCUCUGAAACAACAUGAAAACUUGAUAGUUAUAAUUUUUAAUAACUGAUAUCCUGACAUGUCAAGCCAGAAAAAUCAAGUGUCUGUUCCUGGAGCUUCCUGUGAACAGUAUAACUGUGUUGGCAGGAAUACUUCAGACAUUGUGUAACUCUGUAUAACCAUUGUAUGUAUUGAUUUUUGUUCAUGAUUUCUGAAUAAUUAAUUUGCUGUUUCAUUAAAGCACGUCAUUUCAGUAACAUAACCAUUUGUUCAGCAAUUUUAGCAACAUGCUGUAAAAUUACCCAAUCCUGCAUUUCCAGUGUUUAAUUGUAAUAGUGAAAAGGAUUGUCUUAAGACGAAUUGAGAGUUCAAUAAUCCUAAGUUCAAAUACACAUACUAUGACAAGACAUCAUGGUAUCACCAUAUGAUUAUUUAUUAUAAUGGCUGCGUUGGUAUACAAAUGUAUUUGUCAGUUUGGGUGUGAUUUUAUGCUAUUUAUACUUUAAGGAUUACAAAUACUGUAUAUCAGACAAGGUGGAGAAAAAUAAUCUGAUUUGAUUGGCUUUGUCAAACCUAAGCCAAAAGAAAAAUCCCUGUGCCUUAGCUACAGACUUUCUAAACAUUUGAUUAUUUCACAAUUUGUUGUCAAGAUUGCAUGCACAAUUUGAUAGCCCAAAUGUUGCAUUUCUGUUCAUGCUAUGCCAGUGACAAGAACUGAAAGAAUGUUGGCUUGGGUGUGGAAUUGAGUGCUUAGAGAAUAGUACUUUGACACUUUAUGGAUUAAAAUAAUAAUUGCACACAUGAAAAUUCCACUUUGCUUGGAUUAGAACUCAUAAUAUUUUUCGGAAGGGAUUUUUAACAAUACCAUAUCAGGGAAAAUGUGUUUUGAAGAAUUUGUUAGCACAGGUCAGAACUAGUUAGGCAACAGUUCUUUAGACAGCAGAAAACUUCUUUAAAAAGGCAACCCAUAUCCAUAUGCAAAAAUCUGUAAUUUUAUGACUUCUUUUCAGCAGAUUAAUAGGAUGUAAUUAACAAAACCCACACCAUCUGUAAACAUUAAAAAUCUAUUUGUAAAAUCCAAA